Molecule: messenger RNA, 1522 nt
Organism: Temnothorax curvispinosus
Lineage: Eukaryota; Metazoa; Arthropoda; Insecta; Hymenoptera; Formicidae
Exons: 4
Coding region: 26-1516 (496 amino acids)
Source: RefSeq, a predicted model, not a curated record
AGAACUAAUUUGUAUAGGUUACAAGAUGCCUUAUUGCUGCGUAACAAAAUGUUCCAAUUCUUGGAAAAAAGGUUAUUCCUUACAUCGCAUCCCAAGAAAUACAAAAAGAAGAGAACAAUGGAUUCAAAACAUUGGUCGACAUGAUUUGGAUGCAUUAAAAGACUGUUUUGUAUGUGAGGAACAUUUUUUACCCGAAAUGUGGGAAAAAGUACGUGUUGAUGCCAAGAAAAAGCUGAAAAGUUGUGCAGUUCCAACUAUUUUUAUGCAGAAAGAAAUUGUUUCUGCUACAUCAAAUACUGAAAUUGAUAUUACGGAAAAUAAUAAAGUGGACAAUGAAAAAUGUUUGUCUGAUGAUUUGAUAGAGGAAGACGUAUUUAAGGAAACAGAAGCAGCUAUAAAUAAUACAGAAAUAGAGCCAAUUAAUACAUCGCCAGUGUCAACGCCAAUUUCAGACUCAUUGAUAUGUGUGCCAUUUCAAAUUGGUAAUCCUGAGAAAAACUUUGAAGAAGCAGAAUUAAAAGUUCAAAAAGCAUUAUUAGAUGCUACACAGGCCAAAUUACGACAAGUGGAAACAAAAUUUCAUCAAGCAAAUAUGAUACUAAGUAAAUCAGAAAAGUCGCAGAUAAUAAUGAAAAAAAGAAUAAAAAGACUUAUGUAUGAAAGAAGAAAAUUAUUAGAAGAGAAUAGUAAUUUAAAGGCUAGAUACAAAAGAAUAUUUAACGACGACCAAGUUGCAGCUCUCUGCAAGAAAUCCAUGCGCGGUAAAAAAUGGUGUUCUGCUACUAUCAAAAAAGCUAUUCGCUUAAGAUUAUCUUGCGGUAAUAAUGGUUAUAAAGAAUUACGGAAUCAGGAUAUUCCUUUACCAGCAGAGCGUACUCUUCGAAGAAAAAUUGAGAACAUAGACUUUGAACCCGGUAUUUGUAAUCAAACGUUUGACAUAUUACGUAACCACAUUUUAAAUUUUACCGAUAAUCGAGAGAAAGAUUGCAUGCUCGCUAUUGACGAGAUGAGCAUUACUGCAGGACAACAAGUUGAUAUAGCAACAAAUUCACAUUUUGGUUUAUCGACGUUGCCAGAUAGAUCAGGCCAAAUUAAAGAAGCUACUCACAGUUUAGUUUUUAUGCUUGGAGGAAUUUUUACACGUUGGAAAAUGGUUAUAGCUUAUUUUCUUACACCAGAUAGUAUUGAUGGUGCUAUUUUGAAACCUGUUAUACAAGAGAUUAUUGAAAAAGCAGAAUCUAUUGGUCUAUACGUUCAUAGCGUAACUUCUGAUAUGGGUCCUGUUAAUCUAAGUAUGUGGAGAGCAUUUGGUGCUAUUGGCAGCAACAGAUCCAAAGUCAGAAAUUACAUACCUCAUCCUGUUAACAGUAAUCGAAAACUUUUUUUUAUUGCUGAUGCUCCACACUUACUAAAAAACUUAAAGUCUACUUUAUUAAAUAAUAAAGUCAUUGAAUUGCCCAAAACAUUUGUUGAUUGCAUAACUUAUCAACAGCUGUUGUCGAAUGUGCAGACUUAGAUGAAU